Messenger RNA from Brassica napus (rape), 3740 nucleotides. RefSeq names its product pentatricopeptide repeat-containing protein At5g46460, mitochondrial. NCBI's taxonomy places the organism in Eukaryota, Viridiplantae, Streptophyta, Magnoliopsida, Brassicales, Brassicaceae. Gene Ontology annotation, molecular function: RNA binding; zinc ion binding; protein binding. The record is from RefSeq and is a predicted model, not a curated record. Gene Ontology annotation, biological process: RNA modification.
UUACUUUCGAAAUACAUGGUUACGUUGAUUCAGGCUGUGAUUUUUCUGUCUUGUAAGAGAUGCAGCGUAUCUACGUUUAUACAAAAUCCAAACACAAACUAGGACUGUUACAGUCUGCUACUAACAAUACAGAAGCAUCGUUACUGAGAUAAAGAAUACAACUCAAAUCAUUGAACCGGAUCUUGAACCAUGUGAUUUGGUUAAACCAUUAGUUAACCGAACUCCAAUCUAUAUUUGUUUAUUCGCCAAUGUUGAGUAUCGCAGAAAUGAUGAGAGGCGCCAUUUUUCAAAGAUUUAGAUUUCGAGCAUUCUCCCUCCCCUGCCUUGAUUCUUACGUUGUUCAUGGGAGUUGCUACAGAACCUUCUCAGCUGCCACAGAGCUCCGGAGUCGCGAAGUUUCGAUAUGUAAUCACUUGCAAAACCGUAGACUCGACGAGGCUCGAGAUGUUUUUAACCAGGUUCCGUCUCCUCGUGUGAGUCUCUACACCAAGAUGAUCUCUGGAUACGCGAGGAGCAACAGAUUGGUUGAUGCGUUGAAUCUGUUCGACGCAAUGCCUGUGAGAGAUGUUAUCUCGUGGAAUUCGAUGAUAAGUGGCUGUGUGGAGUGUGGGGAUAUGGAUACCGCAGUGAAGCUGUUCGAUGAAAUGCCUGAGAGAAGCGUUGUUUCCUGGACAGCGAUGUUGAAUGGGUUUCUUAGGUCGGGGAAGGUUGAGCAAGCGGAGUGGUUGUUUUAUCAGAUGCCUGUGAAAGAUACUGCAGCUUGGAACGCCAUGGUUCAUGGGUAUUUACAGCUUGGUAGAGUAGACGAUGCUUUGGAGUUGUUUGAGCGAAUGCCUCGGAAGAAUGUGAUUUCUUGGACCACAAUGAUCUGUGGGUUGGACCAGAAUGAAAGGAGUGGAGAAGGUCUUGUUUUGUUCAAGAACAUGCUGGGUUGUUGCAUUAAGGCGACUUCAAGAACAUUCACUUGUGUAAUCACUGCUUGUGCAAAUGCUCCAGCGUUUCAUAUGGGUGCACAAGUUCAUGGUUUCAUCAUCAAGUUGGGGUUUUUAUCUGAGGAAUACAUGUCUGCUUCGCUUAUAACGUUUUAUGCAAACUGCAAAAGAACAGAGGAUUCAAGGAAAGUUUUUGACGAGAAGGUUCGUGACCAAGUUGCUGUGUGGACUGCUCUAUUGUCAGGUUAUAGUCUGAACAAAAAACAUGAAGAUGCCUUAAGUGUUUUCUCAGAGAUGUUGAGAAACAGUAUCUUACCGAAUCAGUCAACAUUUGCUAGCGGAUUAAACUCUUGCUCUGCUUUGGGAUCAUUGGAUUGGGGUAAGGAGAUGCAUGGCGUUGCAGUGAAACUUGGUUUAGUAACUGAUGCCUUUGUGGGUAAUUCUCUAGUUGUCAUGUACAGUGACUGUGGAAAUGCAAAUGAUGCCGUUAUGGUGUUUACUGACAUCUUAAAGAAGAGCAUUGUCUCUUGGAAUUCAAUAAUUGUUGGCUGCGCGCAGCAUGGACGUGGUAAAUGGGCCUUUGUCAUAUUCGGUCAAAUGAUUAGAUUAAACAAAGAGCCAGAUGAGAUUACUUUCACUGGCUUGCUCUCUGCUUGCAGCCACUGCGGGUUUCUACAUAAAGGAAGAAAGAUUUUCGAAUACAUGUCAAGAGGACCAAAUCACAUCGAUAGAAAGAUUCAACACUACACUUGUAUGGUAGAUAUCUUGGGAAGAAGCGGGGAACUGAAAGAAGCAGAGGAGCUUAUCGAGAGCAUGCUUGUGAAACCUAAUGAAAUGGUUUGGUUGGCUUUACUCAGUGCUUGUAGGAUGCAUCAUGAUGUUGACAGAGCCGAGAAAGCUGCUGCUGCCAUUUUUCAGCUGGACUCAAAAUCAAGCGCUGCUUAUGUCUUGUUGUCUAAUACAUAUGCUUCUGCUGGUAGAUGGUCGAAUGUAUCGAAAUUGAGAAUAAAGAUGAAGCAGAAGGGGAUAAUGAAGAAAACGGGGAGCAGUUGGGUUGUGUUUAAAGGGAAAAAGCACGAGUUUUUCUCAGGUGAUCGACCAGAUAGCUUGAGAAUAUAUGAGAAGUUGGAGUUUCUGAAAGAAAAGUUGAAGGAGCUUGGCUAUGUACCUGAUUAUAGAUCUGCUUUACAUGACGUUGAAGACGAACAGAAGGAAGAGAUGUUGUGGUAUCACAGUGAGAGGCUUGCUAUUGCGUUUGCGUUGGUUAAUACAGUCGAAGGAAAUGCAGUCACAGUUAUGAAGAAUCUACGAGUUUGUGAAGAUUGUCACGCAGUGAUUAAGCUGAUCUCAAGAGUUGUGGGACGUGAGAUUGUUUUAAGGGAUCCAACUCGGUUUCAUCAUUUUAAGGAUGGGAUAUGUUCUUGUGGGGAUUAUUGGUAGACAAGCGACCAGAGAAGGUUACAACUUUGAUUCUGUGAUGUGAGAAACUUUAAAUUUUACUAAAAUAUGGUUAUGAUGUCAAAUCUACAAGUCUAUUCGAAAUCCAGUGAAGGAGCAUUCUGAGCGUGAAUUAAAAGGAUGUGGCAUGCUGCUUCCCGAGAACGGUCAAGCCCUGGGUAACCGACCUUGUAAUGGAAACAUUCUUCACAAGUUGGUGGAGGAAACACAAGCAACAAUGCUGACUUUGGAGGCCAUGACACCGAACACAGCCAAGAGUGUGGAGACAGCGCUGUAGGGAGAAAUCCAGAUACUCUUUCACAUGUUUGUGAACUGAUGAAGAAAAUGUUGUUAAUGAUGGAUGCCAUGAGACUGAGCAAAGUGACGAACUUGUAGUCAGCGUUGUAGAGGCACUGAGAAACAGCAAGCGAAUGCGGGUAAAAACAGAAUACUCUUUCAUAAUUUAAAUUACUGGUCAUCUUUUGGUGCAGAUUACGUGAAAACAUUGAAAAAAGUAUGUAGGGACUUGGUGAUAUAUGGCGUUGAUUAAGUCAUCGAAUAGGACAACUAGCGUGUGGAAAAACCGGAGAACAACAACGACGAAACUGCUAGCCAGGACGAACGUGAGGCUAUGAUACUAUCUCCUCUGAUAUUUUAUCUUUCUAUUCAGAAUAUAAAAUCACGAAGCUGCCUCUGAGUUUCCUACACACACACUCUCUCUCUCUCUCCCUAUGGCAUCUCCAUCUUCUUCAUCCUCCUCUUCUCCCAAUUGGCGAUACGACGUCUUUCCGACCUUUAGAGGAGAAGACAUCCAUAAAAACUUCCUCAGCCAUUUUCUCAAGGAGCUGGAAAGGAAAAUGAUCGUUGCUUUCAAAGACAUGGAGAUGAAGAGAAGCCAGUCUAUCUGGCUCGAGACUGUACAGGCCAUUAGAGAAUCGAGGAUUGCAGUGGUCUUGUUCUCCAAAAACUACGCAUCUUCAAGCUGGUGUCUGAAUGAACUGUUGAAGAUCGUGAGGUGCAAAGAGGAGUUGGGCCAAAUCGUGAUUCCCGUUUUCUACGGUUUGGAUCCUUCCCAGGUGAGGAACAGAACGGAGACUUUGGGAAGAUCUUUAAGAAGACUUGCCAGAACCAAACAAAAGAAGUGAAAAAUCAGUGGCAGAAAGCGUUGACUGAUGUAGCUAAUAUCCUCGGAUUUCAUUCUGAGAACUGGAGAAGAUAAUACUGAUAACAAGAGAGGAUGUGUUAUUAGAAGGAAAAAGAACGGUGUGUUUACAAUCGAUCGAAACGAUCGUUUAUAUAGAAGAAAAAUUCACUGUGCAAAUAGUGCAGCGGGCUCCACAUCUUUUUAUUUUCAACAAUUUCGGUGGCUGC